Molecule: messenger RNA, 1543 nt
Organism: Eupeodes corollae
Lineage: Eukaryota; Metazoa; Arthropoda; Insecta; Diptera; Syrphidae
Gene: Ccdc114
Product: coiled-coil domain-containing protein 63
Exons: 8
Coding region: 66-1484 (472 amino acids)
Source: RefSeq, a predicted model, not a curated record
AAAUGAGUGACAAAAUUUAAAGAAAUCAAAUACGAUUUAUUUUCUAUGAUUAAAAAGUUAAAAUUAUGACUGAACAAACCGAAUUGGAUUUACUUGCAGCUGCUGAGUACGCUAGACUCCAAAAACAACUCCGGGCACUUCAAUUGGCAUUAAGAAAGCUUCUAGAUGAUAAAACAAAACAAUUGAAAAAGCAGAAUCGAAUGAUUUCAGUUCUCCAACAGGAACAUAAUGAUUUGUUGGUUCAAAUAAAUUGUCUUGAGAGUGGAACUCAUGCGAAAAAAAAUUCAAUAGUUGAGAAGAAACUAAUAAGUAUUCAGGAACAAUUUGCUGAACAGAAAAAAACUAUUCAGAUAGAAAAAACUAGCUUACAGGAACUUGAAGGUCAUAUCAAAAAGAUUGAGAAAGAAAUUCAAUCAAUAAGGAGAGUUGAAGUUCCUGAUAGUUGCUACAAAGAAGCAAUCGUCAAAGUCCAGAAGCGGGUUGUCAAACUCGAAAACCGUUUGGAUGUUGUUAAUAAGAAAUAUAGCGAUGUCUUGACUGAGAAUUGUAAACUACGAGACUCUAUAGAUCAUAUGCUACAGGAUAGAACUAGUUUUAAUGAAAUGUGGCAAUCCAUGGUAGAACAAUUUAAUGAGGGCAAAAAAUAUAUAAUUGAACUGAUCGAUCAAUCAACACUUGCAUUUGAUCAGCGGGAGGAACUGAGCACCAAGUUGCAAUCACUUAAAGACCGAAAUGAAAAUGAUAAGCUGAUGCAUAUUCAGGAAAUGCGAGAAAUGCAACGUCGAUUAGAGCAUGAUGCUAAGCUUCAACAGUUCUUUGAUGUCAAGGGACAGAGAAGAUCUAACCCAGAACUGGAACAGAGGGAAUUUGAUAAGAAGCAACAACAAAAAGAAGACUUUGAAAAACAACUAUCCGAAUAUGAUGGAAUUAUUCAAGAAAUUAAACGGCUUUACCAAGAAGAGGAUAAUAAAUGCUUGGCAGCACAAUUUAAAAGACAAGAAGAAGAAAAUUUUGCCCUGUUUAGCUAUGUGAACGAACUAAGCCAUGAAGUUGAAAUGCUAAAUGAUUCCACUCAAGAAUUGAACGAUGAAAUAGAACGACAAAAAGCCGAUCAAGCCGAAAAGGAGUUUAAACAAAAAACAGAAGACAUUGCUUAUCUUACAAACGAACACCUUGCUAUUGAAAACUUUACCGUAGAAUCAACUACAAGGAAAAAAUUGGUUGAAGUACAACUAAGCAAGCUACUAGGGGGAAUUGAGAUUAUUUACAGCUUGAUUCAUUGCGAUAACUCGCCAAUUCUUAAUGUUCUAAGUUCAAAAACAGCAUUAAGUGUACAUAAUGUAAAAUUGAUAUUGGGAGUUGUAGAGCGACGAAUCAAUUUAAUAAUCAGCGAAAAUGUUGAGGAUUUAUCUUCCAAAAUUCUUGCCAAAAAAGAUCGUGUUCCUAAAUUUAAUAUAAAGGAAACAUCGAAAAUGAAGAAUUAAACUUCGUUUGUUUGAAAUAUAUUAAAAUUUGAUACGAUUAUACAAACAUUCAAGAGUCG